Molecule: messenger RNA, 2595 nt
Organism: Chrysoperla carnea
Lineage: Eukaryota; Metazoa; Arthropoda; Insecta; Neuroptera; Chrysopidae
Exons: 1
Coding region: 1-2595 (864 amino acids)
Source: RefSeq, a predicted model, not a curated record
AUGGAUGUCAAAACUUUUGAUCCGUAUAAUGACAAACCAUCACCCAUUUUAAACGAUUUAAUUGAAGAAAUUGGUAAUAAUAAUUUAAGUUUUAAUUCGAAAUCUUCAACAUCAUUGAAACCUAAUUUGGAACAAUUAGAAGAUACUGUAAUAAAUAUACGACAAGGUAUUGAUAAUUGUUAUCAAACAACACCCAAAUCUGAUAAUGACACUUUCAAGGAUACAAAUAUUGAAUACAAGUGUCAUAAAUGUAAUUACACGUGCACUAGGUUAAAUGUUAUUAUAGCCCAUUACCGGCAACAUUAUGUGAAGUAUGGGCAAAACUCAGAAACCAAUGAGCAGAAUUCUGAAAAUGAGCAACAUAUAAGAAAACGUGUAAAAAGUUCACUUGAUCGUAGUUCAACUUCUACAAAUGAUGAAGAUGUGACAUUGUUAAAAGAAACCGAAUAUUCGAUACAAAAUAAAGUUGAUAAAUCAAAUAUAUUCCAGCUGAAUAUUAAAAUACCUCAACGAAGAGUUUCAGUUUGUAAUGUAAUUCCUUUUCCCAAUUUUAAUAAAUGCAAUCCAAAAGAAAUUGAAUUGAAAAGAGAACAAUGGGAAAUAAGUAAACCAACAACUGAAGUUAAAAUAAACAUUUCCAACCCUAAACCAAUUAGCAGGCGUUUAAGGAGUAAAUUUUAUUUUGAAGAUAAUAAUAAAACAGUGGAACUUAAAGAAUCUGAAAGACUUGUGACUAAAUUGGAGCAAAAGUUUCCUGCUUACAAUGAUGUGCAUGUGCAAGAUAAAAACUCGAAUUUACACCCAGAAACACGAAUUAUUCCGUCGCCUUUUCAAGAAAAUUCCAAGCAACAACCUGCAGAUAUUCUAAAAAGUAAAACAAACCGCAGAAAAAUGAGAAGUAAUUCUUAUUUUGAUGAGAACAAUCAAGUAGUUGAACUGAAAGAAGCUAAAAUAAUUGAGGCUAAAAAACAAAAGUUGCCUGCUUACAUAGAUGUUCACGCGAAAAGUGAGCACUCGAAUUUAUACCCAAAAACACGAAUUAUUUCUUCCCAAGGAAAUUCCAAGCAGAAACCUGCAGAUAUUGUUAAAAGUAAACCAAUCUGCAGAAAAUUAAGAAGUAAUUCUUAUUUUCAUGAGAACAAUCAAGUAGUUGAACUGAAAGAAGCUAAAAUAAUUGAGGCUAAAGAACAAAAGUUGCCUGCUUACAUAGAUGUUCACGCGAAAAGUGAGCACUCGAAUUUAUACCCAAAAACACGAAUUAUUUCUACUUCUUCCCAAGGAAAUUCUAAGCCGAAACCUGCAGAUAUUGUUAAAAGUAAACCUAUCCGCCGAAAAUUAAGAAGUAAUUCUUAUUUUGAUGAGAACAAUCAAGUAGUUGAACUGAAAAAAGCUAAAAUAAUUGAGGCUAAAGAACAAAAGUUGCCUGCUUACAUAGAUGUUCACGCGAAAAGUGAGCACUCGAAUUUAUACCCAAAAACACGAAUUAUUUCUUCCCAAGGAAAUUCCAAGCAGAAACCUGCAGAUAUUGUUAAAAGUAAACCUAUCCGCCGAAAAUUAAGAAGUAAUUCUUAUUUUGAUGAGAACAAUCAAGUAGUUGAACUGAAAGAAGCUAAAAUAAUUGAGGCUAAAGAACAAAAGUUGCCUGCUUACAUAGAUGUUCACGCGAAAAGUGAGCACUCGAAUUUAUACCCAAAAACACGAAUUAUUUCUUCCCAAGGAAAUUCCAAGCAGAAACCUGCAGAUAUUGUUAAAAGUAAACCAAUCUGCAGAAAAUUAAGAAGUAAUUCUUAUUUUCAUGAGAACAAUCAAGUAGUUGAACUGAAAGAAGCUAAAAUAAUUGAGGCUAAAGAACAAAAGUUGCCUGCUUACAUAGAUGUUCACGCGAAAAGUGAGCACUCGAAUUUAUACCCAAAAACACGAAUUAUUUCUACUUCUUCCCAAGGAAAUUCUAAGCCGAAACCUGCAGAUAUUGUUAAAAGUAAACCUAUCCGCCGAAAAUUAAGAAGUAAUUCUUAUUUUGAUGAGAACAAUCAAGUAGUUGAACUGAAAAAAGCUAAAAUAAUUGAGGCUAAAGAACAAAAGUUGCCUGCUUACAUAGAUGUUCACGCGAAAAGUGAGCACUCGAAUUUAUACCCAAAAACACGAAUUAUUUCUACUUCUUCCCAAGGAAAUUCUAAGCCGAAACCUGCAGAUAUUGUUAAAAGUAAACCUAUCCGCCGAAAAUUAAGAAGUAAUUCUUAUUUUGAUGAGAACAAUCAAGUAGUUGAACUGAAAGAAGCUAAAAUAAUUGAGGCUAAAGAACAAAAGUUGCCUGCUUACAUAGAUGUUCACGCGAAAAGUGAGCACUCGAAUUUAUACCCAAAAACACGAAUUAUUUCUUCCCAAGGAAAUUCCAAGCAGAAACCUGCAGAUAUUGUUAAAAGUAAACCAAUCCGCAGAAAAUUAAGAAGUAAUUCUUAUUUUGAUGACACUAAGCAAGUAGUUGAACUGAAAGAAAGUGAUAGAAAUGUGAAUAAAAUUGAACCAAGGUGUUCUCUUUGCAAAGAUAAAUUUAGAGCAUCGACACCUAAGAGACAGAAAAGAUCUGAGAAAUAA